Daucus carota subsp. sativus is the source of this 1671-nucleotide messenger RNA. Its product is annotated as mitotic-spindle organizing protein 1B. NCBI's taxonomy places the organism in Eukaryota, Viridiplantae, Streptophyta, Magnoliopsida, Apiales, Apiaceae. The coding region runs from base 1171 to 1383 and encodes 70 amino acids. Gene Ontology annotation, biological process: gamma-tubulin complex localization; microtubule nucleation by interphase microtubule organizing center; mitotic spindle assembly. The record is from RefSeq and is a predicted model, not a curated record. The transcript is spliced from 2 exons. Gene Ontology annotation, cellular component: centrosome; gamma-tubulin ring complex; interphase microtubule organizing center.
CGAUUCUUGUAUUGUUUCUUUGCAAAUAUAUAUACAUGUGUGUGCGAUUGUAUUGUUCUGUAUCUCUGUCGAUUUGCUACUUUGAUUUGCUCUGUAUCUCUGUGGAUUUGCUCUAUGUAUAUCCGGUUGUUCUUUUUGCUCUGUAGUUGUUUUUUAUUUUGUGAUUAUAAUUAAGUAAUUUGUGAUGCGCUCUGUAUCACUGGUUGUAUGCAACGAUGAUGAUGAACAUUAUUUAUAGCAUUAGCAGGGGCAAAGGUUCAUCAAGUAACACGUAAAACUGAAAGUGUGUAGUGUUUUAAUGAAGGGAUAACCGGAAAAUCUUUCUUCUUUCACCUAUUAUAUAAAAGUAUUAUCGACUCAUCCGAGAUCAUUCUAGUGCCUUGUCCACUAAUCCGAGACAUAAUAUCACAUUUGGCCUACGGUUAGGAUUGAAUACUCUAUUGCAUAAGUGCGUUGUAAAUUCUAUUAUUAUCUUCUGAAGCUUGCAGUAGAAACACCUUGUGUUUUAAAUUUGGAAAUGUAAAUUGACUGUGCUAGAAAUUGUAACAGAGGAAACUAAAUUCAUUGUACUUGGGACAACAUAUUCGGGCUUGAUUAUAGGAGUGUUUGAAUCAGUUAUGAUACAAAUUGUUGCAAUUCAAACGAUCCAGUGAGGCUUAUUUAUGCAUUAGCGUUCCUGCGCGUUUAAUGCUAGAUUUACAGUCAACGGGAAACUGUCCACAGUACAAAAUCUAUAAGGAUAAUAAUAGCGAAACAAGACAAUGAAGACUUAUAGGGAUAAGAAUCCAUGUGUUGGUGAGGGAUUGGCUACUUGGGUUAAGCAAAACCGUUCCCUCGAAGAAACUGAUGUAGUUCUUUCGUAUGUAUAAUUAUAUUUUGUUCCUCUGAAAUGGUUAUAUAGGUGUUCUUAACCUUCUGAAUAAUUAUUUGAAAUCGAGUGGUUGAGAAGGUUAAAUCUAAACAAUAUUAUUAAGUUAGCAUAUUAUAUUGCAACGCUUUCAAAAAAAAUUCAUCUAACCUUCAGCCAUCCAUUCACAACCCCAACUGGUCGAGGAAAAGGGUGGGAUUUGCUAACAGAUCUUGCUUAAGAGGACUAAUGCUACAAGAGGACUAGUGCUGGUUGGUCUUCUGCCAAACUAUACUUCUUUAGGAGUGUCGCUCUGUCAGCAUAUGGAUCCUGAAGCUUCUCGUACUGCUAGGGAGUCUCUUGACCUGGCAUUCGGCAUGUCUAACAUUCUUGAUACAGGUCUAGAUCGUCACACACUAUCUGUUCUCAUUGCCCUCUGUGAUCUGGGUAUAAACCCUGAGGCACUGGCCACUGUUGUAAAGGAAUUGCAAAAAGAACCUUCUUCCUUUGGUGGAAGAACUCCAUCAGUUAAUUAGACUACUAAAUAUAUUGAUUAUCUUCAAAAAUUUAUCUGAGCAACUCUCAGUGAAAGCACUGGUAGUUCUAUAUCUCUUUCAAGUAAACAUGUGAAUAUGUUUGAUUGUUUGAGCUCAAGUAUUUGCAACUUUUUUUGUGUGUAUUUAGUUGCCAGUGGAACAUGAUUUGGUCCGGUAGAAUGUAGUGUUGCAAGUGGCGUUUUGACUUAAUACCAAUGCCAUCUUGCUAUCUAAUAGCUCAACAUGCCUUUUUUCAUUGUUCUAUUCAAUUCUAUACGUUUUUUUCUA